GCUCCUACAGGAGGCAGUGCAGUGGGGCUUCUGUCCAUGGUGCUGAAGACGCGCCUGGCCCUAUCCGGGGCUGAACAGCUCACGGGUGCUGGCUUCAGUCUGACGCUGCUGUGACACCCAUUCAGUCCUUUCUGCUGUGUUCUGGUGGUGUACUGUGGUUGUAGUCACUGUACUGUCUGCCCGCUCGGAGAUGUGGGAGUGGAGGGGGAGGGAGGGCAGUAGUCUGUGUGUAAGAAAAAUGACUUCAAAAGUCAGACACUGAGCCAGCAGUGGACUAGAGAAGAGCCACUUAACUACAGAGGACGAGCCUCAGCAUAAAAAUGAGCCAAGACAUUACAGAGACACGAACACGAACCCGGUCCAAAAGCAUCCAGGUGUCAGCAGACCUUGUGGGACAAGAGAUGAAGCAGGAAUUGAGCAGCUGCCCUACCCCUGGAUGUGACGGCAAAGGCCAUGUUAGUGGAAGAUACUCACGGCAUAGAAGCAUACUGGGAUGCCCUAUUGUGAAGAAAAGGAAGCAGGAAGGGGCUGUGGCUGAGGAGAACCAGUUUGCUCCAAAGAGGAGGAACCAGCUUGGCAAACAGGCAGCAGAUAAAGGCUUCACCACAGACAGUGAUGCACCAGAAGAGGAGGAGGAGCAGAAAGAGGAUAAAGAGGAAGACCUCAAAGAGAAGAAACAGAACAAAAAAAACAGGCCAGAAUCAAUACAAACGGACUUCUCACCAGUGACGACAGAGGAUGCAGAAACAACAGAAACAGCAGUUUGUCCCCUGGCUGGACACGAAGAAAAAAACAAAAAUGUCAGCUCAGAGACUGAAAACAAAACCAAAAGUGAGAAAACACUUGAGGAAGCAAAGCUGGUAACACUCAUUGAUGACCAUCAUCAGGAGGAAACAGAAACGAAGAAGAAGAAGGAAAGUCAGCUGGUGAUGAAAGACCAGUCAUUGGCUCAACUUGUAGAAGAAACUGAGGUUAGUGUGCUUAAAGGGGAAAAAGAAGAGCAGGAAGAUGAAGCAAAAGAAAAAAUGGAAGGGGAAGGCCAGCAAGAAAUGCAAGAGAAUAUUGUAGAAGAAAAGGAGGUACAAAGACGGAUGAUAAACCAGAAAAACUCUGAUCACCAGUACUCCAGUGGAGAUUACAACCAUCAGGCCAAAGAAUCAACAGAAGAGCAGAGUAAGAGGGAGAAACAAAAGGAGGAGGAGGAAGAACAGAAAGAGACAGAGGAAGAUGACAGUGAAGAGAGGAUGGGCCACCAAUACAUUAAUAAUCCUUACAGUUUGACUCCACACACUCAGGGAUCAGAAGCCAUGGUAUCACUCAGGGAAGAAAAGGUCAGCACUCCCAUGGUGGAAGAACAGGAUGAUGUUGAAAAGCAGGUGGGGGAGAUAGAGGAAGUGAAGGAUGAGAGGCAGGGGAUGGAAGCAGGUCACUUGGUGGAGGAGGAAGAGGAGGACCAAGACUUCAGCAAAGCCUCUCCCACAACAGUGGUUAUAGAAGUCCGAUCUGAUUAGGAGGAGGAUGAUGAUGAUGAUGAUGAUGAAGAGGAGGAGGAGGAGGAGGAGGAGGAGGAAGAAGAAAGAGAGGAGCAGGAUCGUAUCUCAGAGGGCUCAGAAAUCACGGACGACUCAGAGAAUUGGGAUAUGAGUCGGGGAAACCUGGGACUGCUGGAGCAGGCCAUAGCCCUAAAGGCAGAAGAGGUGAAGGGGGGACAGGCGCGGAGCUCCCCAGACUACCAGCCAUACAGCAACUCCAACAAGAGUGGCGAGGCUGCUGUGAUAGCCCGCCGCACUGCUCACUACAACAAAGAGAAGAAGGAAGUAAAGUGUCCAACCCCAGGGUGUGAUGGGACAGGUCACGUGACUGGGCUGUACCCUCACCAUCGCAGUCUAUCUGGAUGUCCUCACAAAGAUCGAAUCCCUCCAGAGAUCCUGGCCAUGCAUGAGAAUGUCCUGAAGUGUCCAACUCCUGGUUGCACAGGUCAAGGCCAUGUCAACAGUAACCGUAACACACACCGCAGUCUGUCUGGCUGCCCCAUUGCUGCAGCAGCUAAACUGAACAAGAACCAGGACAAGCAUAUUAAUUUACCGGCUUCAACCAGUGAACCCUCUUCCAACUCUGACAGAGUGCUCAGGCCAAUGUGUUUUGUGAAACAACUGGAGAUCCCUCAGUAUGGCAGCUACCGGCCCAACACCGUGACCACCACACCACGGGCUAACCUGGCAAAGGAGCUGGAGAAAUACUCCAAAGUGUCUUUUGACUAUGCAAGCUUUGAUGUCCAGGUGUUUGGAAAGCGUAUGCUUAUUCCAAAGACACCCAGUACCACUGAAACAUCAUCCAAAGCCUUCAAAUCUAAAACGUUCCAUAAGGCCUCCGCCCCGAGUCACAGUAUGUCAGGAGGAUUUUCUAAGAGCACCUUAUCAUCCGGUGGCUAUGAGUAUAGCCAAGAUGCAGAGGCAGCCCACAUGGCAGCAACAGCCAUUCUAAACCUGUCCACCCGUUGCUGGGAGAGACCAGAGACUCUCAACACCAAGCCCAGGGAGACCUGCACCAAGGAGUCAGACAUUGAAGUUGAUGAAAAUGGGACCUUGGACCUCAGCAUGAAGAAGACCAAGAGGGAAGGCAUGCAGUCUCCAGAGCCUUCAUCCUCUCAAUACACUGGAGCCACCUUGUCUCAGAGUCACACUCACCCAGAAUCAGAGGAACCGCUGGACUUCACCAAACCAAGUGGAGUCAAAGAGGAAGACCAUGAAGAGGUGGAGUUUAUGGCUCCCUCAUGUACCUCAUCUGAUGGUGAGGAAGAAGACCAAGAGGAUCUGGGGGACAGGAGGUACCCCGGUGAGGUCACCACCACCAACUUCAAGGUCAAGUUUCAGCCAAAAGACUGCAAAAAAGAGGUUCUUGUAUGUCCCACCCCAGGCUGUGAUGGCAGUGGACAUAUCACUGGGAACUACGCAUCACAUCGAAGUCUGUCAGGCUGUCCUCUUGCUGAUAAAUCACUUCGGACCCUCAUGGCUGCCCACACAGCUGAACUAAAGUGUCCAACUCCAGGCUGUGAUGGAUCAGGCCACAUCACUGGAAACUAUGCUUCACAUAGAAGUUUGUCGGGAUGCCCUCGAGCCAAAAAAGGUGGGGUCAAAUCAACCCCCACCAAGGAUGACAAGGAAGACUCUGAGCUGUUGAGGUGUCCAGUUCCUGGCUGUGACAGUCUGGGCCACAUCAGUGGGAAGUACGCCACCCACCGCAGUGCCUAUGGUUGUCCACUGGCAGCACGUCGGCAGAAGGAAGGUCUUCUGAAUGGCACUCCUUUUUCCUGGAAGACCUUCAAAACCGAGGGCCCAACUUGCCCAACACCAGGCUGUGAUGGUUCUGGCCAUGCUAACGGCAGUUUCCUGACACAUCGCAGUCUGUCAGGUUGUCCUAGAGCUUCAGCCAACAAGAAGAGAACCAAGUUCUCUGGAGAUGAAUAUAUCACUGCAAAGUUCAGAGCCAGUGAUGUUCUGGACAAUGAUGAGGACAUCAAGCAGCUCAACAAGGAGAUCAGUGAACUGAAUGAGUCCAAUUCAGAGUUGGAGACCGACAUGAUGAACCUGCACACUCAGAUAUCUUCAAUGGAGAAGAACCUAAAGAGCAUGGAGGAGGAGAACAAACAGAUUGAGGAAAAGAACAAGGCUUUAUUCCUGGAGCUAUCUGGCCUGAGUCAGGCCCUGAUCCGCAGCCUGGCCACCAUCCGCCUGCCCACCAUGCGGGAGCCACUGUCAGAGCAGAACUUCGACAGCUAUGUGGAAACCCUGACCCAUAUGUUUACCAAUAAAGACUGCUACCAGAACCCUGAGAACCGGGCUCUGCUUGAGUCCAUCAACCAGGCAGUGAAGGGCAUCGAGGUGUGACAGAUGGGCAAGGGGGAGCACAGAGGGUGGGCCAUUGGAGUGAAACAUAACUUUUUCUUCCCAAACCCUUUAGGUAAUGUAUGUAAUUCUACUCAUUUGGAACUGUUAUCUCUUCUUUGCAUUUGUUUCCUGUUUGCAUGUUUCUUUAUGAUGGUAUGAGUGUGAACAGAUUAGAGUGUGGUAGCACACUGGAAUCAAACUUAUUGUAGGCAAGGGCAUCUCAAGGUAUACACAGACUGGCAAAGAGAGUGCAAAACAGUCAGGGCUCGUAUUUAUCAAGCAUCUCCACAGACUACACAUAAAAUUGAAGAACACAUCGCCACCUUCUGCCACUAUACAAAAGUGAAGCCAAAAUAUCUCAAAUAUGGGGGUAGUCAUCUCGCUUUUGUGACCUAUUUUGCAACCAGAUUCUGCCCAGUAGCAACCAAAGGAGGAGACACGGAAUCAGGCUGCCAAUCAAAGCUGUUAAAAAACUACCUUUGAGUAAUCUCACAUUCACCAAAACCUACUCCUAAGGACAAGUGUGACGUUAUAGUUUGUCACAAAGAAGAUAUUAUAAAGAAAUGUAUUUUCUCUUAGGAGAUGAAGUUUGAACUGUAGCUUUAGACCGUUGAAAAUAGAAAGAUUAACACCACCACUUUUCAAAUGAAGGCAUUAAAACCACAGGUAACAAAAGGUAAUUAUUAAAAUAUGUAUUAAUAUGCUAUCAAGUCUGCUUCUGUAGGAGGCUGUAGGUUUAUUGGAAAGCCACUCACAAUUGUGCUCAGUCAAGAGAAAUUAUUCUCAUCAGUCAGAUCAAACAAUUUUAUUUAUUCCUAUAAUAGUGUAUAAAGCUGUUUAUUAAAUCCUCAUCUGCAUGUGCCAUUGGUGCAAGUCUGUAGCUUUACUGUUAAUAAUGAUGUAAUGUGACUAUGUAGUGUUUAAUGCAGUGGCUCUCAAACCUUUUACACUGGGUAGCAUGUCAAAAAAAAUAUUUGCCUCUCCAAGUAACCCCGGUAUGGCCAGCCUUAAAACACAGUACCAUAGGCCUAAUCAUCAAUACACAGUUCACCCAGGAAGCAAAUGUAUUCCCAAUAAGAAUAUUAUUUAUUAUUCACUGUCAUCCACAGUCACAACUGUACUUCUUUUAAACAUCUGCAAGUGAGGUGAGAAAAUUAAGAUAACUACUGCAAACACUCACAGCAAAUGAAAAUAUGAAGAACAACUGUACUGCAUUCAAACACAAAGUAUUUGACAACUGGGUAUUGAUGACAAAUGUACUGCAUUCAAACACGUAAAGCAAGUGAGAAUAUCAACAACUGCACUGCAUUCAAACACCCACAAGUGAGAAUAACAUUUGUAUACCAACAAUCAGUGAGACAAUUUAGGCUGAAUACAAAUAGAGUGAAAAGUCGGGGACUACUGACAACUUACCUACAUAUGCCUAAUGAGAAGGGUGAGCCUGCCUCUGUCAACACAGCCCUGUGACCUUGACUUCAAACAACUCCAUCUUUUUUCAGCAUUGUGUUGAUUUUGUCCUGCACAUCAAAAACAUUGGACAGUCCAUGUAGGUCCAACUUCAGCUCAUUUAAAAAUGUCCAACAGGUUUGCCAGCUGACAGAGCCACACAGUGUCUUCAAAAACAUCUGAUAGGGAGAAGCUUUUGUCCUGUAAGAACAUUUGGACUUGUGCAAUUCGAAAAGCCUCAAAAGCACCUUUCUUCUUGAUAGCCGUAUUACUUAUGUAUGAAGUAGAAGUCAAAGGUUUUGGCUGCCCAUCUCAUCACAAAGCACAUGAAAAUUCAUCAGUCGGGCCUUAAUGAAGCUCAUAGCCAAGUCUAGCACAGACUCCAGUUCUUUGGGCACCUUCUUCACUGCCAGGGCCUUGUGAUGGAUGCUGCAGUGAGUCCAUUGCAUCUAGGAUGCCAGCUCUAAUUUGGGAACUCAGGCUGCUACUCUACUAUGGUGCCAUCUCUGCACACUCCAACAUGUGUUUUCCAAUCGAGCCCAUUCUCUUUGAAAAAGGCAUCCAAGAGCUGGAAAAUGUGCUCAGCCUAAUCAAAAAAUUUUAUCAAAUCUGCCACAUCUGUAAUCUCAUCUAGCUGGAUGGAAUAAUAGUGGCUACUUUUAAUGCGUUCACUCAGUGUGUUUUAAUGUCCCCUGCCAUGGCCCGUUGUCCGUGACAGUGUGUCAUUUGAAAGUGGCACCAGAUUUAGCUGUUUGACAGCCUUCUCCCCACAUGCUAUUUGUUACCUCUUUGGCUAAGGGCAGAUACAGUUGUUUGCCAGUUCUGUGUGGCUUCCUGGCUUUCGCUAUACAGAGGAUGCCAUGAAAUGAAGCUUCUUGUGCUUUGACUAUGGGUGUAACACAAGAAUGAAAUGUGAACUUGGACUACCUCAGGUCCUCGUGUUUUUUUUUUUUUACACCUUUUGCUACUAGCAGCUGCUGUGGAUACUUUUUUGGUGCUGCUACAGUCGCUGAUUUCGCCGCUAGCAUUGUGCUGGACUCACUGUCAUCCAGUUCAGUUUCUGUUCUUCUGCUUGAAAUAUUCCCCGCACUUCUCUUCCUAAUACUUCCUGUACAGAGCCACAAUUGCAGUGUUUUCGAAAUCACCAUUUUUGCUACUUUCACUUGUCAUCGCAGUUUAGCUCAUAACAUUAGGCUAAUACUCCUAACAGUUAAUUAGCUUGUAGCACACAGCAUAAAAAUAUCUUAGAUGUUCCUGUGUACCACUAGAGGGAGCAGACAUACCACCACUGGCACUUGUACAGUAGUUUGAGAAUCUAGGUUUUAAUGAGCUUGACACCAUGUGUUGUUCUUGUUGAUGGUGCAAUUGGAUCUUGCACAAGAUUUGUCACAGAACUCCUAAAUUUUUGGCCACAUGGCAUCUCAUUAUGAGCUCAGUGUUACACCAUGAAGUGUUAGUAAAUCCUCUCCUCUUCCAGAAUCUAAACAUACCUCUGAGCACCACUUCCUGGAAUCACCUAUUUACAAUGCCUAUUAAGCUCUCCUACAUUUUGAUGGUGACAGCAGUGAUUUCCUAGGUUAAGAAUAUUGAUCAAAUGCUUUUAUGUCUAAUCCUAAUAGUAGGACCAGAAAUGUGUCAUUCUGAGAAAUUUUGGUCCAUUGGGAAUGAGUUCUUACUCUGAGAUGCUUAAUAAACACGGGCCUAAGAGUACAAUAUAUAGCCUGAGCAGAUUCCGUUAGUAGUGAACAUGUCCCAUUUGCACUUAAUAAUGUUGAUAGUGUUCUUUAUGAGCAUAGUGAUGUUGCACCUGCAGGACUAGUUUGUAAAUUCAUUCUUAAAAUUGUUGUGUAACUAUUUAGGUCUGUUGCAAAUGUUGGUUUAAUAACUUUAAUCAUGUCUGCUGUAUUAUGUUGGCCUAUUUAUUAUUCAUCAAAUAUUUGUUUCAUUUCAAAAUACUACCUGAGAAGAUUUAAAUGUUAACCAAGAGAAGGGAAUCAUUUCCUCUGCAUUUCUGAACAAAGAGGAAAUAUUUUAGGAUAUCAACUAUGAAUAUGAGUUUUAUAUAUCUUAUUUAUUUAAAAUGCUGGGAUCUUUUUAAGUGCAAAUAUUUUGUAACUCAAAGUUUUUAAAUAAUUUUUCUAAGGAUUUUUUUUGGGGGGGGUGCUUAUGUUUAUAUGAGUUUCCUUGUUUUCACAAUCUAUUUUGAGUACAUUGUAAUACACUGGACGUCUGAGCUGCACAUAUUUGGUAAUGAUGAACAAAGUAAUGGUGAAUAUUGUGUAUUGUCUUAUGUGUUAAUGAUGGCUGCGUAUGAAUUAGUCUUUAAGUUGCUCUGGAAAUAAAAGUUAACCCACAGUGAAUGUGGCCUGGAGUGAUGUGGUUUUUUUUUUUAACUUAAACUUUUAUUUUUAGGACUCCUGGAUACAACAAACACCAUAAAAUGCUGUGGAAAGACCCUCCCCAAUGGGUUAAAGUUUUACAUAUUCUGUUACCAGCAAUCAAGUAUUGUUUGUUCAUAUACUGUUUAAAUGUAAAGUUUGUCUUCACAGCACCUUUGUCAACUGUGCAAUAAAAACACUACAAGAGAUGCCCUUAUCCAAUCACUGAUCAUCUAAAACUAUACUACUACUUAGAGCUCUGUGGCUAACUUGGAGGUAACAGCUCUAAGCAAUCCUAACAACAUUAAGCUACAUGUGCAAAGGGUGCAGCACCAGACAGCAUCCCAGAUAAGGUGAUAAAAGCCCGUGCAGAUCAGCUGGCAGGGAUCCUCACAAAGUUAUUCAACCUGUCCCUGUCAUGCUCUUCAGUUCCAGACAGGAAGGCUCUCCCAAGAGU
This is a messenger RNA of Monopterus albus (swamp eel), 8168 nucleotides long. It is a transcript of the gene myt1a, whose product is annotated as myelin transcription factor 1a. Gene Ontology annotation, molecular function: zinc ion binding; DNA-binding transcription factor activity, RNA polymerase II-specific; RNA polymerase II cis-regulatory region sequence-specific DNA binding. The record is from RefSeq and is a predicted model, not a curated record. Gene Ontology annotation, biological process: regulation of transcription by RNA polymerase II. The transcript has 23 exons. Lineage: Eukaryota; Metazoa; Chordata; Actinopteri; Synbranchiformes; Synbranchidae. Gene Ontology annotation, cellular component: nucleus.